Molecule: messenger RNA, 976 nt
Organism: Carica papaya (papaya)
Lineage: Eukaryota; Viridiplantae; Streptophyta; Magnoliopsida; Brassicales; Caricaceae
Source: RefSeq, a predicted model, not a curated record
CUCUCUGCCCUCUCUCAGCUCUCCAUUUUUAUCCGAGUUUCUCGCCCUUUGAGGACAACCGGAAGCGCCAGGCCAUCUUCCUUGUUGAUUUGGCUUGGUUUCUGCUUCUCCGGAAGUUUCCUUCUUCAUCUUCGAUCCUCUCUACUCCUUUCAAUCAAGUUUAUAAAAGAUGGCUGAUGCUGAGGAUAUCCAGCCUCUUGUCUGUGACAAUGGAACUGGAAUGGUGAAGGCUGGAUUUGCUGGAGAUGAUGCUCCCAGGGCAGUUUUCCCUAGUAUUGUGGGCCGUCCUAGACACACAGGUGUCAUGGUUGGAAUGGGUCAGAAAGAUGCUUAUGUGGGUGAUGAAGCACAAUCUAAGAGGGGUAUCCUUACCUUGAAAUAUCCCAUUGAGCAUGGUAUUGUUAGCAACUGGGAUGACAUGGAGAAGAUCUGGCAUCACACAUUCUACAAUGAGCUCCGUGUUGCACCUGAAGAACACCCAGUGCUUCUCACCGAGGCUCCACUUAACCCUAAGGCCAACAGAGAGAAGAUGACUCAGAUCAUGUUUGAGACUUUCAAUGUGCCUGCAAUGUAUGUUGCAAUCCAGGCCGUUCUCUCCCUUUAUGCCAGUGGUCGUACAACUGGUAUUGUGCUGGACUCUGGUGAUGGUGUCUCUCACACUGUUCCAAUCUACGAGGGUUAUGCUCUUCCACAUGCCAUCCUCCGUCUUGACCUUGCUGGUCGUGAUCUUACGGAUGCUAGCUGGAGAGUGAUUGUGAUGAUGAUGCUUUUUUCCUUAUUAAUUUUUUUUUCUUCCAUAUCUGAAGGUUUUUUUCCUCCCUGGGAACAUUUAAUGUUAAUAGUUAUUGUAUGAGAAAUUUUAAAUUAGUGUCAGCUUGCGGUUAUAAACUCUUAUGGAAAUUAUUAUAUUGUAAUAGUUGGUUGGAAACUUCUGAUAAGGAAUCUUUGCUCGGUCAUCAACUCAUUUGGCCUCUUA